This is a messenger RNA of Colletotrichum destructivum, 2753 nucleotides long. Its product is annotated as Putative amino acid permease. Gene Ontology annotation, molecular function: amino acid transmembrane transporter activity. The transcript has 3 exons. Lineage: Eukaryota; Fungi; Ascomycota; Sordariomycetes; Glomerellales; Glomerellaceae. Gene Ontology annotation, biological process: amino acid transmembrane transport. Gene Ontology annotation, cellular component: membrane. The coding region runs from base 883 to 2574 and encodes 563 amino acids. The record is from RefSeq and is a predicted model, not a curated record.
GGGAGGGACUCUCUGGCACUCUAGAACUCUGGGAGAUUAUCACAAAGUGGAUGAUGUCUUUGCUGGGAGAAACCCUGCAGAGGAGGUUGCGUGCUUGUGCGCCCAAUCCCAUCACCGACCGCUGAUAUUCCUCGCCUUAUUAUCUGCGGGAACUGACAAGAAAAUUAUAAACAUGACACGGACACUCAGACGAUCCCCGCAAGAAAUAUACUGGGAUCCCGCGAUAGGAGCGUGGCCGAGUCAGACCCAAAGUGCCAAAAGUGUUAGGGAUUAUCUGAUAUCAACACAAACGGCCUGCCGAUCCGAGGGCCAACUCCCCGCGUUCCCUUUCCCAAGUCCACCCUCUCCCUCUUCCCGAACCACUUCCCCGGACCCACGGAGCGAGAGUCUAGAGAUAAUGACCAAGGCCGGGAUGUCAUUGGGGUCCGAUUCGCUGUGCCAGCGUGCCCGUGGUCAAGGGUCUCGGGCAUCAAACACUAUACACUAGCCAGAUUGAAUGACCUGGCAUUGCCGAACAUGGGCGUUCCCAUGUCGGCGUGACCGUUGGCACUUUGCAAGAGAUAGAAAACCCGAGAGUUGAUACGCAGAUCCGUCUUGGCAUUUUUUUGCCCUCUCACUCUCUCAUCGACUUCUGGCCUCUGGUUUAUCUGUUGGUUCCUUCGUUCGGCGCAAAUUGUCUGGGGAACUCAAAUAGUCGGCCGUUCCCAUCCUUUCUUCGCUCAACCCGUUGCAUUUUAUCUCCCAGUCAGCCCUAAUUUCUAGAAAGAGAGUAGAAGAGUAGAGAGUGUCGAGAGAGCAGAGAGCCCAGUCUAUUUAAUCCCCCCCUCCCCUCUCAUCCCAUCCCUAUCACCUCCAAACCAGUCCUAUCCUUUGGAAAAGAAUAUGUCAGCCAUGGACCAUGAGAAGAUGGGGCCUUCGGGUCUGGACGACAUCUCGCACCAGCAGAGCGCCAAGUUCGGCCAGGUCGAGGACCCCAACGUCGAGCCGGGCCACGAGCUUCACAGGCGGCUCGAGACGCGCCAUGUCACCAUGAUCGCCCUUGGCGGCGCCCUGGGCACGGGUUUGCUGAUCGGAACCGGUUCCGCCCUCGUCAAGGCUGGCCCGGCCGGCAUCCUUAUCGACUACUCCAUCGUCGGCUGCAUCGUCUUCCUCGUCAUGGCCGCCCUCGGCGAGAUCAUCUCCUACAUGCCUCUGUCCCACGGCUUCGGCGGCUACGCGACGCGCUUCGUCGACCCGGCCCUGGGCUUCGCCACGGGCUACGUCUACUUCUUCAAGUACCUCCUCGCCACGCCCAACCAGCUCUCGGCCUUCGCCCUCAUCAUGAAGUUCUGGGUCGGAGACCGCGUCAACCCGGCCGUCUUCAUCUCCAUCGCCCUCGUCCUCAUCGUCGCCAUCAACAGCAUCAGCGUUAAGGCCUUUGGCGAGUUCGAGUUCUGGCUGUCCUCCCUCAAGGUCAUCAUCAUGGUCGGCGUCAUCCUGCUGCUCUUCAUCCUCGCCGUCGGCGGCGGUCCCACCGGCGACCGCCCGGGCUUCCGCUACUGGUCCGACCCGGGCGCCUUCGCCGAGUACAAGGUCGAGGGGGCCCAGGGCCGUCUGCUCGGCGUCUGGAGCGCCAUGGUCGCCGCCGUCUACGCCUUCUCCGGCACCGAGCUCGUCGGUGUCACCGUCGGCGAGGCCAAGAACCCGCGCCUCAGCAUGCCCAAGGCCGUCCGCCUGACCUUCAUGCGCAUCGUCUUCUUCUACGUCAUCUCCGUCUUCCUGCUCGGCAUGGUCGUCCCCUACAACAGCCCCGAGCUCGUCUUCGCCGCCAAGGCCAAGACGAGCGCCGCCGCCUCGCCCUUUGUCGUCGCCAUCACCAUCGCCAAGAUCAAGGGCCUCGACCACGUCAUCAACGCCUGCCUCGUCAUCUUCGUCUUCUCCGCCGCCAACUCGGACAUCUACAUCUCCUCCCGUACCCUGUACGGCAUUGCUGUUGACGGCAAGGCCCCCCGCAUCUUCACGCGCACCACAAAGUCCGGCGUGCCCUACAUGGCCCUCGGCCUGUGCGGUAUCUUCUGCAGCUUGGCCUACAUGUCCGUCAGCACCGGCGCUGCGACCGUGUUUGGCUAUCUGACCAACAUGGUCACCGUCUUUGGCCUGUUGACUUGGAUCUCCAUCCUCAUCUCCCACAUCUUCUUCUGCCGUGCCCGCGACGUGCAGAGCAUCGACCCGGCGUACAUCCCCUACCGCGCCCCCUUAGGCAUCUGGGGCUCCUACGCCGCCCUCGGCUUCCUCAUCAUCCUGACCCUGACCAAGGGCAUCGAGGUCUUCGUCGGCACCUUUGACUACAAGAACUUCAUCGUGCAGUACAUCGGCAUCCCCGUCUACCUCAUCUGCAUCUUCGGCUUCAAGAUCCUCAAGAGGACGAGCCGCGUCCACUCGGCAACGGCCGACCUGCUGACGGGCGUGCCGCUCGAGACGGUGGCCGAGGAGAGGGCCGCAUUCGAGGCCGAGAGGAGGGAGAAGGAGGAGGCCUCCGGCAACAAGGGCUUGCUGGCCAGAGUCUACCGCAAGGGAUUCGCCUGGCUGUUCUGAGUGCGAGUGUGUGUGUGUGUGUGGAAGCGUCGUACGCUUCAACGACAAAGCGUUUGCAAUCUAAUGAGAUAAUGUGAUACCAAAUCAACUCCAAGUCCGCACUUUUCUGUGGAUUAGAUCUUAAUAAAAGUAGUAGAGAUUUUCAUGCUUCAUCUGCUGCUUUGUAUAUUGAUAUGCUU